CCUUGAUUAGUUAAAAAAAAAGGUAUUAUCCCUCGAUUAAUUGAUCAGCUAGGACUCUUCCAAACUCCAGAGCCCCAAUUGAUUCAUAACUCUCCGAGCAAUACAAACACCGGAGACCAUCAAGUCUACUUCAGAAAUUAGGGUUUUGAUUUCUUGAAGAUGGUGUUAGUGUUAGCAUUGGGCGAUCUUCAUAUUUCACAUAGAGCACCUGAUUUACCUCCUAAGUUCAAGUCAAUGCUUGUUCCCGGCAAGAUUCAACAUAUUAUUUGCACGGGAAAUUUGUGUAUCAAGGAGAUUCAUGACUACUUGAGGACUAUCUGUCCCGACUUGCAUAUUACUAGAGGCGAAUAUGAUGAAGAGACACGGUAUCCUGAAACUAAGACACUGACCAUUGGUCAGUUCAAGAUUGGAAUAUGCCAUGGUCAUCAGGUCAUUCCAAGUGGGGAUCUGGAUUCAUUGGCCAUGCUUCAGAGGCAGCUUGACGUAGACAUCCUAGUAACAGGUCACACCCAUCAGUUCACAGCCUACAAACAUGAAGCAGGAGUAGUCAUUAACCCAGGAUCUGCAACUGGGGCCUACAGUAGCAUAACGUACGAUGUUAAUCCCAGCUUUGUUCUCAUGGACAUCGAUGCACUCCGUGUUGUUGUCUAUGUUUAUGAACUUAUCGACGGGGAGGUUAAGGUAGACAAGAUCGAUUUCAAGAAGACAACUACAACAUAGUCCUUUUCUCAGAUUUUAUGGUUCAAUAGUAUAUGCUCUCUGAGUCUCUGGGGAUCUCUUGAUGUUGUUAACCAAGUAUCGAAGGUCAUCAUUUGCAUGUUGCUGCAGUUUUGCUGUUGCAGAUUUUACUUUGCAGUACACACCUAAUUUCUUUUGUUGUCGAUUUGUGAAGGUUGCUAAGUGUAGUCAGCUGAAGCAAAUAAAUUAUGCUGAUGGGUACUUACUGGAAAUAUUAUGUUCACAGUUCCGUCAAAGACUUGGUUGUUUAGUUUUAUAUGGUUUGUUCAAGGCUAGUUCUAAGUUUCAAGUUUGUGUAUGGUUUCAUUUUAGGCGAGUUUUAAAGGUAACCUGAUAGGCAAAGAAUUGCCCAAUUUGUACAAGCUAAUGAACAUAUUAUCUAUCACCUUGUAUUCUCAAUGUGAGUUGUUUUAUGUCCAAA
Molecule: messenger RNA, 1159 nt
Organism: Daucus carota subsp. sativus
Lineage: Eukaryota; Viridiplantae; Streptophyta; Magnoliopsida; Apiales; Apiaceae
Product: vacuolar protein sorting-associated protein 29
Exons: 4
Coding region: 160-720 (186 amino acids)
Biological process (GO): retrograde transport, endosome to Golgi; intracellular protein transport
Cellular component (GO): endosome; retromer complex
Source: RefSeq, a predicted model, not a curated record